This is a messenger RNA of Dunckerocampus dactyliophorus (ringed pipefish), 8515 nucleotides long. RefSeq names its product SEC16 homolog A, endoplasmic reticulum export factor (gene sec16a). The record is from RefSeq and is a predicted model, not a curated record. The transcript has 31 exons. Gene Ontology annotation, cellular component: endoplasmic reticulum exit site; ER to Golgi transport vesicle membrane. Bases 329 to 7267 code for a protein of 2312 amino acids. Gene Ontology annotation, biological process: Golgi organization; autophagy; COPII vesicle coat assembly. Lineage: Eukaryota; Metazoa; Chordata; Actinopteri; Syngnathiformes; Syngnathidae.
CACAUUCUGUACCAGCCGGGGAGCGUGCACACACAUACUAAUAGUAACACCGUUUUAAUUUUUGCGUUCAAUCUGACGUUUGCCGCAUAAAUUUGAACUGUUUCCCUGCUGUUAGCUAGCUAACGGCUAAGCUAACAACCUCGAAUGCUAACAUUAGCUCAACCAGGCAGUGGACUUGUUUAAAUGUACUCGACGAGUGACAAGCGACCCGAAACUGCUCCCUGGAAGCUCUUGUCGGCUCCGAAUCCACAAGAAAAGAAGCUACGACUGAUUUCAACCCCUCAAGUGAGAUCUUGUGGAGUGACUUGGCUGUCGCAACUCAGCUGCCAUGCAGCCCCCUCCUCGGACUGGACUUCCCGGAGCCUCCGGCCCUCCUCCUCCUUCUGGGCCCAAUAUGUUCCGCAGGACCAGGCCUGUAAAGGCUACAGCAGGGGCAGCGUCUUCCUCGAUGCCACGCUCUACCCAACCCAUGACAAAUCCCUUUGCUUUUGUCCAAGGUCCCCCUCCUCCUAUGGCUACAGGUGGUUUCCCCGUACCCAACAGCAACCCUCUUCUAACACAAGCCCCACCCAACACCGCGUAUGCCGAGGCGGGCUCAGGUCUGCCUCCUCAACCUCAGACGUUGGAGAAUGUCCCAGCUGCUCCAUCUGCCCCGCCGUCGUCCUCUCUGCCAGGGGUGCCCAUGUUCAGCCCUCAUAGUGCAGCCACACCUCCAGCUUAUCAGGCACCCACUCGUACUGUAUACGCACCUUCACAUUCUGAACAGGGUUAUUUUAACUCAAGAGAGCAACCGUCAGGCAUUGCCGCAGAACCGCUGUCUGUGCCGUCAAUCCCAGUACAGAGUCAGACAUUUAAUCAGGAAUUCCACGGGCAGCCUCCCCCUCAGCUUGUCUCCUUCCAACCUGUGCCUCCUGCUACCAACACUUCCCAAAGGGCAUCUGAUCAUGGAAGUCGCCCUCCAUCGGUUCAGAACUAUUUUCAACCUACGAAUGACCCUCCACAACAGCCUUUUAAUAUACAAACCCAAGUGUACCCCUCAAGCAUCCCCGCCCCUCCAACACAAUUUGGGCACCUCCAAAUGCAGACUUCUCUUCCUCAUCAGAACCCUGUAAAUCCCCCCAGCUCUCAAUGGGCUGGACCAAAUGCAACCCAACAGAAUAACUCACAUUUCCAAAACCAGAGCUACUUAAUGCAAAGUUCUGUCCCCCAUGACGCAUGGUUCAAUCAAGCGCCCCAGGACCCAGCCUACCACCAAAUGGGGACUGCCCCUGUCCAUCUGCAGCCUCAGUCUGAAGAUGGAUCCUAUCAAGCGUCAAAUAGAGCUCCCCAGCAUUGCUCUGCCUCUGCAACAGCCCCAUACUCUCAGGAGUCUGGCACACUCUCUAUGUUUUUUAAUAACAAUGAUGUAGAAAAUGAGGAAACUUUGUCAGGAGAGAGAAAUAAGGUGAUGAAUGGUGUCCCUGAGACUUUGCAGCCUCCGAGUAACCCAGAAGUAGCUGCUCCACCUGCACACAAUGUUAUUGCAGAUGUUCCUAUUGAUAACCAAGGAGCAUGUUUGCAGGACUGUUCUCACAUACCAUAUAUGAGUGAUGCCAAUGCUACACCACAGGCAAAUCCCCCUGAUUCGCAGUAUGAUCACGUGGAGAAUUUUGAGUGUGUCCCAAAUCAAGAAGUAUUGCCCAGUGAAACUGCAGGUGUUGUUUCUGUGCCUGCUGCACAUGGAGUUGACACGUUUGAACCGGGGCCUAACCUAGAGACUCCAGAUUCUGUUCCCAGACCAAUGAGGUCUGCUAGUGCAUCCUCAAACUACAGUAGUAUGAGUUACGGAAGUGGGACUGCUAGCCGUCGGCAUCAGGGUGUAGUCGGUACCUUUAUUCAGCAGGAAAGCCCACGGCCCUCUGAUGAUACAAACCCACCUCCUCCCGCUGCUGUCGGAGGCUACUUUGAACAGAUCGACUCUUCUCCAGUUGGAGAUGUGGCCGUGCAGCAGAAGUCAUCGGAGCAGAUGUGGUCCGCCACACCGAGCCCACCAAAACCAACUGGAAACUUUCAGGCCAGUGCUAACAGCUCUUUUGAGCCUGUUCGCUCACAUGUGGUCGGGGUGCGUCCAAUUGAGGUUGAUAGGGCAAAAAUGGUAGCAGAGGGUGGCACAGAUACUACGCCUGGCAACCUGGAGCAGCCACCAGAUAACAUGGAAAAUAUUUAUGGGCCAGGACACCCUCUCCCUGUCAGUGUACCUCACCUGGCAAACCCUACAGUUCAGUCUCACUCAAGACCCUCAUCGCGUGCUUAUGGCGCCAGUCGGCCCUGUGAGAGCCCUGCCACUACUUUAUGGGCCCACAGCGACCCUACAAGCUUGGGCGCUAACAUUCUUUUAGCGCCUGCUGCCCCGACUGUUCUUGCGCCUUUAAGGGAGCCUAGUGUUGAUGUCAUUCAGCCUCCAGAGGAUGGCCCACUGGACCUACAUCCUCCUGAGAGAAUCCAGCCAACAACACAGCAAAAUUCAGAGAACCUUGAGAACCCACCAAAGGUGAGUGAGUUAGACACAACAGACUCCCAAGGCAACCUGGGCUAUGCGUCUCUCCUGGUGUCCGAUUCGCUCCAACAGCCUGUUCUGAUUGCACCGCCUGUGUCCAAUUGCAAUGUAAUUUCCCCCAGUGCCCUUGUGCAAGUGGCAAGUCAGAGUACCUCAGCUAUGAGAACAAUUGGACAGGGUACGAGUACAUCCCAUGCAACUGUACAGCCCUCUAAUCAGAAUCCACUUUACCCACCUGCUUCUACCUCAAACCCCGCCCCGCUCAAUCUGACCCGAGAUGCAGAAUUGGCAACUUCAGGAGUUGCUUCAUCACAGCCUCAUCCAGUCCGUCCCCCCUUUGCUCGGGGCCAGUCAUUGAGUGGAGAGCCCCACUUUGAUCACAAAGUUAAUCCUCCGACUUCUCUUGCCGCUGCUUCUGUCCCCAAUCACAAUCAGCCGUCAAAUUAUGAACUCCUUGAUUUUUCUAUGCACCAAUCACAAAGCAAAAAUCAAGCAUCUGGCCAUCCUUCAGCUUUACACGAGACUCCACAGUCUAGUAAUGGAUUUUACAUGCAGGUCACCAAAGAUGCACAGCAAGGGGUAAGAGUGGAAGAGAAUGUACAGGUACCGCCAGCUUCUUCAUCCACCACCCAGGUGCCACUGGCGUCUUCAACAAUUCCAGGGGUCCCACCAACCACAACUGCUAGCACUCAGCAGCCACAACCCGAACCUCCCAGGACACCAGAUUCAAAUGCCACAGUACAGGGACAAAGUGACGCUGCUAUUCCAGUGAGGGGAGCACAGCCACUACCUGGCCAGUAUCCAAACCAGGCACUUGGUCCUGCUACCGCGGGUGCUCCUCCUGCUACAGGUCCACCUGGUCCUCCUGGACCUUCCGGGCCACUCCCUCCAGGGUCUUCCCAGCCAGCUCCAGGUGAUCCACUUCGACCACCUUCUUCUGCUGGUAGCCAGCAGGGUUAUGGUCCCCCUCCUCCUGGGCCGGGGCAGAUGUACGGCAGCUAUUAUGGAAGCUACGGUGAAUACCCAGAUGGCCGAGCACCGUAUCCUCCUGGGCCAUACCCACCUGGGGAUCCUAGAGCUCUGCAGUAUUAUCACGAUGGAUCCUGCAGAGGAGAUCCAUGGUAUGGCAGAUACGAGGGCCUGAACCCCGCCUACCGUGACCCAAACCAUCCGUACAGAGAGCCUCAGCUGGAGCGACCCAGUUCCAGGGCCAGUCAGUACUCUGACAGGCCCCCAUCCAGGCAAGGCAAUCCUGAUGACUACCACAGAGCGAACCGAAGUGCCUAUGAAGAAUAUUAUGCAAAUUACGCCAAGCACUAUGAUUAUGCGGGAUACUAUGGACAGUUUGACCCCCGAUACAGAGGAUACUAUGAUCAGUCCUACUGGUCUACUUAUGAUGAAAGCUACAGAGGCAGAGACAACUACUACAAUCAACAAAUGUAUCCUACUAGAAAAGAUGGCUAUGAAGACCAGUGGCGGUACCACCCUUAUUAUGCUAGCAGUUUUGAUGAUGAUUGCCGUCGGCGUGGAGAUGCGUACAAUGACGACUUUGACCGACGCAGCGUACACAGCGAACAGUCAGCGCACAGUGUGCACAGCUCGCAUAGUCACCACAGCAGGCGCAGCAGCUUCAGCUCAAGGUCGCAACAGAGUCAGGCAUACAGGAGCCAGCCAGACUUGGUGUCAGCAGUCUAUGAUGCCACAGCAUCCACUUUGGCUGUGGAUUAUUCCUAUGGAGAGUACCCAAAUCAGACUGAUGCUUCCCAGAAUUAUGGGCAGUACCUGUAUCCCUCUGAUUACACAGCAGACAGCACCUGGGCUGCCACUGAACAGCUAGCGCCCCCGCGUCCUGCUACUCCAGAGAAGUUCACCAUGCCCCACCGUUGUGCCCGCUUUGGACCUGGCGGUCAUCUGGUUCAGGUUCUGCCCAAUCUUCCCUCAGCUGGACAGCCUGCUCUUGUUGAUAUUCACAACCUCGAGACAAUGCUGCAGAACACUUCGGACCAGGAAGAGCUACGAGCCUUUCCUGGACCGCUUGUUAAGGAGGAGACCCACAAGGUGGAUGUCAUAAAGUUCUCCCAGAAUAAAGCUCUGAAAUGUUCCCAUGAUGACAACCUCUUAGACCGAGACUCUGCCCGCCUACUUUGGGAUUUCAUUGUGCUGUUGUGUAGACAGAAUGGGACGGUGGUUGGCACCGACAUUGCGGACCUAUUGUUGAAGGAGCAUCGCUCCGUGUGGCUACCGGGCAAGAGUCCUAAUGAAGCAAACUUAAUUGAUUUCAACAAUGAACCGCUGGCCAGAGCGGAAGAGGAGCCAGGAGCUGGGCCACUGUCCCUUCUUUCGGACACUUUCAUGACAGUCCCAGAAAACGUUGGUAAAGAAACAGAACGCUUCAGAGAGUUGCUAUUGUUUGGCCGCAAGAAGGAUGCACUUGAAGCCGCCAUGAAAGGAGGUCUCUGGGGCCAUGCCCUCCUUUUGGCCAGCAAGAUGGACAACAGGACACAUGCACGUGUCAUGACAAGGUUUGCCAACAGUUUGCCCAUCAAUGACCCUCUCCAGACAGUGUAUCAGCUCAUGUCAGGGAGGAUGCCUGCGUCAGCUACUUGCUGUGGCGAGGCAAAGUGGGGCGAUUGGCGCCCUCACCUGGCCAUGGUGCUGUCUAACCUGACACACACUUUGGACCUUGAUACACGCACAAUCACGACUAUGGGAGACACUCUUGCGUCCAAGGGGCUCAUUGAUGCAGCACACUUCUGCUACUUGAUGGCUCAAGUUGGCCUUGGUGUGUACACAAAAAAGAGCACCAAGAUGGUUCUGAUAGGCUCCAACCACAGUUUGUCCUUUUACCACUUUGCAACCAAUGAGGCAAUCCAGAGGACGGAGGCCUACGAAUACGCUCAAUCGCUGGGCUCCCAGCCUUGCUCACUGCCCAAUUUCCAGGUCUUCAAGUUGAUCUAUGCAUGCCGUCUGGCUGAAGCAGGUCUGAGUGCUCAGGCCUUCCACUACUGUGAAGUCAUCUCUCGGACUGUCCUUGUGCAGCCGUCCUACUACUCCCCUGUUUUCAUUAGCCAAGUUAUCCAGAUGUCUGAGAAGCUGCGAUUCUUCGACCCCCAACUGAAGGAGAAGCCAGAGCAGGAAUUGUUCAAUGAGCCAGAUUGGCUGAUCCAGCUCAGACAGCUGGAUGGGCAGAUCAGGACGGGGGUAAUAGCUUACAACCCUGACAGAAUGACUCCAACACAGUUUUCCAGCAGCAGCCCCAGCUCAGAUCUAGAUCAGCCCAGUUUAGCUGAACCUUACAGCACCUCAAUGGAGCUGGAUGGCCCCACCCCUGACAAUCCAUUGAUGAGCUCAUUGCUGCCUGGGCCUCCACCACAGGGUGUUCAGCUGAUGCCCCCAGCUCCCACUUCGAUCCUCCAAGACGGAAUUGCCGUGCCUCAGCCCCAUUGCAACAUGCCCCAAUUCUACCCAGUUCCACCCAGCGGAGCUUCCGGACAACUUUCUAUGUCAGGCUACCCUCCUCAGGACCCUGCAUAUGCUUCUCCCCACUUCCAACCCCCAUCUGAGCAGUCGGAAAUGUAUCCUGGAUCUUAUCAGCAACCAUGCCCUCCACCCAUGCCCUCUCAAGUGGGCCAGAUGUCACCUCUCAUGCCCCCACCCCGGGUGCCGCAUUCACCGGUGCAAAUCAGCCAUCAGAUGUCUCCUCAGAUGCCUGCGCACAUGCCACCUUCACCCGGGGGUGUUCCCCCUCUUGAGCCCCCGUCCUUCAUCCCACCAGAUCAACCAAUAUCCAACUCCCCACACAGAAGCUCCCUAACACCUCAGAUGGACUUUUAUGACCACAUGGCACAGCUGGGUCCUGGGAGGAGAUCAAGGACCACAUCGCAGUCUUCGGUGCACCGGGCAUUUGGGCUUCGCUCUCGUACUACUUCUGAGUCUUCAACUCACUCCAGUGGACGUGAGAGGAGCAAUUCGGCUGUCAAGCAGACUUCGCCGCCGCCGCCCUCUAUUCCUGAACAACCCCGCAAAGAGGAGACCAAGAAAGCCAAAAAGGACUCUCCCAAAAAGGGUGGCGGCGGGGUGGGCUGGCUGACGUGGCUCUACAGAAAGGGCAAGAAUGAGGCUCACUUGCCAGAUGACAAAAACAAAUCUAUUGUGUGGGACGAAAAGAAGCAGAAAUGGGUCGACCUGAACGAGCCUGAGGAGGAGAGUAAACCCCUUCCACCACCACCUUCUGGGUUCCCCAAAAUGGCUCCCAUGCCUGGUCCUACUGGGCCUGCUGCACCCCCAAGCAGCGGUCCUCCAGUCAACAUGUUCUCCAGGAGAGCUGGCAUCAAGAGCCGAUAUGUGGACGUGCUGAACCCGAGUGGAGCUGCUAAACCAGCUGGGUUGGCUCCUGCUCCUCCUAUGGACCUCUUUGCCCCUCUCGCACCAAUGUCCAUGCCCACAAACCUAUUUGUGCCUAGUUCAGCUCCCAAUGAUCAACAACCUCUAGAGGGCAGCGAAGGGGGGAAUCAGGAACAGACCACACCAAACAGCUCUGUUCCACAGAUGUUCAAUCCAACACUGUUACCACCUGUCCCACAAGGUCCUCCUGUGCUUGAUGGGUCACAAUCUGGAGAGCUCUCACGUUCUAGCUCAAUGAGUUCUUUAUCACGAGAAGUGAGUCAGCAUUUAAACCAGAGUCAUCUCGGCCUGAGGAAUGCACCUGUAGGAGGUGGUGCCUUUUUGUAACCCUGCACAGUAAUAUCAGGAGGAGCUGAUGAAGUGAACAUCUCGACUUUAAACACUUGUCGGGUAGCGUUCAACUGCCUGGAAGUCAAUGAAGCAAGAGGACGUGCUGCUGUCUCUCUGAAGGAACCUUUCUCAGUGGAUGAGUGUUCGCCGUCGUGUCAGUCGAACAGCUUAACCACUUUGUUCCUCUUUAAUUCCAUAAUGGCCACAAAUAUAUUUUUUAACAAAGACGGUGUUUGUUCUUGAGCAGAAGCCUCUGCUGCCUUCACAUAACUCGCAGGCAUCAGUGUACAAAUAAAAGCGCUCUCUGCUUGUCUGGCUUAACUGUUAGCACAAGCAGCAUCCCAUAUCCCCUCAGUCUUGUCUUAAAAGUGUAAAUGUUUGAGUGAUUUAGUGUGAGAUGGAUAGAAAGAAAGAAGCACCUUUUUAUAUUUCAUAUUGUGGUCUCGUAUGCCGUUCUUCAGGGUUUCCCUGGAGACGGCAUGUUGCGAGCAAGAAUGACUUGUGUCUGUAGUGCGUCGUCUGCUGUGUUGUGUGCUUUCCCUCCUCUUGUCAAUGACCACAAGAAAACAGACUGGAGGUGGAUUAAUUCUGCCAUGUGAAGAUGCCGCAUGUUUCCACAUAUUUAUUUAAAUGCCUUCCUGUCAAUUUGUGACUCAACAUUGAAGAGUCUGUGGUCUCACUUUGGCCCAGGUAUCUCCCGACCAACGAGCGAUGUCUUCAGACCAGCAGGAAUCAUGAACAGUGCAAAAAAAGCAAUUAAAAAAUAAAUCUAUCCAAAUAUUUGUAUAUCAGAUGGAUUGUAUUUAUGAGCUUUAGGCAUAAAGAUAUGCGUGUAUGUGUGAAAGAGUGCAUGUGUAGAGAACUGAUUUUUUUUGUGUGCGAUUAGCUUUGAAGCAUCUGAUUUGCCGCAAAUGUCAUAAAUACAUGUUUGUAUAGGCCGUUUAUGCUCCGAAUAAAUCUUUAUCUACAUUGUAAAAUAAAAACAAGUUGUACUUUUCAGUACACUCAUUUACUAACAUGAUUUAUUAUUGAAUCACAACUCCCUCGUCUCACCUCAUAUUUAAUUCACUUUAUUUUGUAGACCUGUAAUAUUUGAAAUGGUCCCCUUCUGUUUCAGGAAAGCAAGUUGUUUUCAAUUGAUCAUGUGAAACAACAGGCAAAUACUGAAUAAAGGUAUUUUUGCGUUCGUAGAGCUUUGAAAUGUGUCCCAUUUGUUUGUUGAAUCACAGUAAUGUGCUCAUAUGG